Messenger RNA from Lachancea dasiensis, 1125 nucleotides. Lineage: Eukaryota; Fungi; Ascomycota; Saccharomycetes; Saccharomycetales; Saccharomycetaceae. The record is from the annotation of a GenBank genome assembly.
AUGACCACCGAAAUCAUUGAGUUGGACGAUGAUCUCCUAACUAAUGGUCCCGAGGACUUGUCCAGACAGGACACCCAAGUGAUUUAUGAAUCGCGCGACCACGAGUUCGACUGCGGCGACGAUGACAAGUGCCCUGAGAGAGAAAUGCCAGACAGUAACAAUGCCAGCGUUUUAACAAGCGCUCUUGACUAUGAUCAAUCAAGACAGGUUUUUGAAAACGAAGUCAUUGGCAUUGUGAGAGACGAUUUUUCGGGCAGAGGAGACAAGUUGGACAAGACAGGCCUGAAACCAGGCAUUUGUGUGGAAGAUAUACCCGUAAGGUUAGCACAGAUUAAGCGAGAACUCCAAGAGUUAGAAUAUUUAGGUGAUGGAAUAUCGGCAUAUAAGCCAGAAUUUGACGCAUUACAAAAACUUCUGACACGCUUAGACCAAAAACUAGGAAACCAAGCUCAGAGCGUUGCAGCAAAACUAGUGCAGCAAAGCAGUCAUGAUACUAAAAAGCACUCUACGGUAAAACUCCCAAAUAUAUCACUGGAUUACAAUGAUGCUCAACGUAUUAUGCAAUUAGAGGCCCAGGUGACCGAUAUAGAAAGAAAGCUAGGUGUGCCUGCUUCAGGGAAUCACCAACCUCUAAUCACCUUAAUGAACGAAGUUUACCGUGAAAUAAAGCUUUUAAAAGGAGACGAGAGCAAAUUAAAGAAAUUUCAGAGCGAACUUACGCUGGUAAGUGAACGCUACGAGAAUACUCUGCUUGCGAGGAAAGCGUCCAGUAGUGCGUUGCUACAAAAGCAGAUUCAAGAUGAUAUGACUCCAAAUGAAUUCAAACUUAGGAGUCUCUAUGAUUCUUACAAGGAACUGAGCAUGUAUGAUCAAGCACUCCCGCACCUUUUGCUACGAAUGAAGACGCUCAAUUCUCUCUAUUUAAAUACAGGAGAUUCUAUUGGUACUGUCAAUGCGCUACAUAAUUCCAUCAGCUGGAUAUCUGAGCAAACUACAGAAUGGCAGCACAUGUUGAAGGAGGUGGACAAAAAGCUUGAUGAUUCGGAGCAGAAGUCCAAAGAAAAUAUGCAACGAAUGUCAGAGCGACUGAGAAAUGCUGAAGAAAGAAUCAACAACAUUCAAUAA